AUGUCGUCUGAUGACGAUUUCAGUGACGAGGGAGACAUUGUAUUUCUGAACGAGAUCAAACCCAGACGCGACUCAGGCAGUGCGAUCAAUCGCUUUUCUGAGGUGCGCAAAGUUGGACAGCGCACGCUGGAUGGCGGCGUUCUUGAGUUUCAGAACGGCAACGGGACCACAAUCUACGAGGAGAUUCGCGAGAAAAACAUCCGUUUCGGGCCCACCCACCAUCCAUUGAACUACAGCGCGCUUGAAACCUUUGUUUAUCCAACCAAUUACGAGGUCAGAGAUUACCAAUUCGAAAUUGUCAAACAGGCGUUAUAUCAGAAUCUGCUCUGUGUGCUACCCACGGGUCUGGGAAAGACGUUCAUUGCAUCCACGGUGAUGCUCAACUACUUUCGAUGGACACGUGAUGCCAAGGUGAUAUUCAUGGCUCCGACUAGACCCUUGGUUGCUCAGCAGAUCAAGGCCUGUUAUGGUAUUACGGGCAUUCCGAGCGAUCAAACGGCUAUUCUUCUCGACAAGACGCGACGGAAUCGCGCCGAAAUCUGGCGCUCAAAACGCGUUUUCUUUGCAACUCCCCAGGUGGUCGAGAACGACCUGAAGAGUGGUACGCUAAAUCCCAAAGACAUCGUGCUGCUAGUGGUGGACGAAGCUCAUCGAUCCAAAGGUGCGUAUGCGUAUACGGCCGUUGUGACGUACAUGAGGAAGUUCAACACAAGUUUCCGAGUUCUGGGUCUCUCCGCUACUCCUGGCUCUGAUGUUGAGUCUAUCCAAGAAAUUGUGGACAAUUUACUCAUAUCGCGAAUUGAGGUGCGCACUGAAGACAGCUCGGAUACUGCGAAAUAUAUGAAGGGCCGCGACAUUCUGAAGAUUGACUGUGAAGUCACUGAUAGCAUUGCAUUGAUUGUGGAGCUAAUUUGUGAGGCCAUUCUCCCCGUGCUUCGGAAAGCUAAUGGCAGCGGGAUCUACGACAUUACAGAUCCCUCGAAAAUUAACCAUUUCCAAGCCAUGGAGAAAUCCCAAAAAGUGAUCAAGAAUCCAACUCUGGCAGAGGGAAUUAAAUGGACGUAUUAUUUCCAGCUACAGCUACUGGGAACGGUGGGACAAUUGUUGCGACGACUCUAUGUUUAUGGUAUCCAGACGUUCUACUCGUAUUUCCUUGACAAGUUUACAGAGUUCACAACCAAGUAUGACAACAAGAAGUCGACCAACAAAAUAGCAGCCAGUUUCUACUACCACGCAAGAAUCAAGGAGCUGAAAAACAGGGUCGAGAAAAUGAUUGUCGAGGACGAGCAGAAGUCUGCAAAAGGCGAGCGCAUCAGAGGAGUCUUUUCGCACUCGAAAAUGCAGCAUAUGGUUGACGAGCUGGAAUCGUUCUUUGGCGAGACACAGAACCCAAAUUCCAAAGUCAUUAUUUUUACCGAGCUUCGUGAGAGUGCAUUGGAUAUUGUGAAAUGUUUAGAGUCUGCAAACGGCACCAUCCAUGCCAAAAACCCUAGCGGGCCAAGUGAAUUAUUCAAACCGCACAUUUUCAUUGGACAAGCAAGGGAAAAGGAGAAAUUUGACUCGGAAUCGUUUGCGAAGAAGCAUGGGCCCAAGCGGCGUGGCAAAAAUAAACAACCAGAACCCAAGAAAGAAACCAAGCCCAAGGUUGAGCUGAAACUUCGUCCCAAUGAUCGUGUUAGGAGCUCUGAGGAUGCACAGCUUCGAGGAAUGACACAGAGGGUGCAGAAAGAGCUGAUUGCGGAGUUCAAAAAGGGAGUGUACAACGUGCUGGUUGCAACCUCUAUAGGUGAAGAGGGAUUGGAUAUUGGAGAAGUCGAUCUGAUUGUGUGUUAUGACUCAACGUCUUCGCCGAUCAAGAACAUCCAGAGAAUGGGAAGAACCGGUAGAAAGCGAGAUGGUCGGAUCAUUCUGCUUCUGUCGAGCAAUGAGCGCGAUAAGUUCGACAAAGCCAUGGAUAAUUACAGCUGGAUUCAAACUCACUUGCAAGCUGGGAACAACAUUCGCUUCCAUCCGUCAGACCGUAUUGUUCCAAAGGGAUGUAAUCCUAGACCAGAGAAGAAACUUAUUGACAUUCCGAAAGAAAACGAGGAAAUAAUACAAGAAACAGACGACAGUGAUGCAUUUUUGCGGCUUGCGACACAGCUCACCACCAAGGGGAAGACCAAGAAGGGCAAGAAGGCUACUGAAAAACGCGACGAAGCGCAGCCCUCGAUUAAGUCGUUCUUCAUGCCAGACGGAGUGGAGACUGGUUUUCGAUCUGCUUCGAAGCUUGUCCGCCAGCGGCAGGAGGGAGAGGUACCAAGUGUCAAAAAGCGGCGGUUAUUGGACGACGUCUCGGAUUUGGAGGCAUCUGACGACGAGGAGGUGAAGCUGAGAGAGUUGUUCAGCUCCUCCAGCAGGGCACAUAGAAGCUCCAGCAUUUUGGGGUCCACUAUAGGACAGUCUAUUCUUCUUGCUAGCGAGGAGCCCGAAGAGCCAAAAUACGAGGGCGAAAAAGCGGUUCAGGAGCAGGACGACGUCUCGUCUAAGAGCGACACUCUGAAAGAGUCGAUUCUUAUUGAUCUGGACGAGUUUUCAGAGGACGAUCUGAGUGCCCUGAAGAGCGACUCUAAGAAGCCACGCACGUUUUCAUCUGACGAUCGUGAGUGCUUGGACGACAGCUUCACCGAAGACACAGAUCCCCCAUUAAUGAAGCACGAGAAAACGGGGGUCGCCGAGUCGAAUAAUGAAUUCAAAGAGGAAGCAUCCAUCCAAAACGAGAUUAUGAGUUUGAGGAGCCAAAUGAAGAACGUGAACUCUUCUCCUCGCCAGCUUACUCCAAUACCUGUCAGAGGCAAACCGGACCAGUCGCCGAUUUCGCGGCUCACACCGAUAAAACUCUCCAAAGUUCGAAGCCAGUCAGACAGGCGCACUGUGGAUCCCGUGUUCAAGUCAGAAUUCAGUCCAGAAGACGGCUACAUGACGCCUGAGCAGGAGCUUGAGUUCUACACGCGAUACUUUGUGAAAAUUCCUCCCUUGGACUUCAACCGGGUGGACAAUCCUAUCGGCUGCAUCAAGAGGGGUGCUCUAUGUGGAAACCUAGGGCACUCCUCGUCAGCUUCGUCUUUGAUUGGCGUAGUGACGCUAAUGAGCAACGAAAGAAAGUUGGACAAUUUGAAUAACGAAUUGCGUGACUACCACGAGAAAAAUCAGUGGAUCAACUUCAACGAUCAAACUCUUUUGUCUCGGAUUAUAUAUAAUGACUGA
Messenger RNA from Ogataea angusta, 3246 nucleotides. RefSeq lists its product as uncharacterized. Gene Ontology annotation, biological process: double-strand break repair via synthesis-dependent strand annealing; replication fork reversal; interstrand cross-link repair. Gene Ontology annotation, molecular function: ATP binding; four-way junction helicase activity; 3'-5' DNA helicase activity. The record is from RefSeq and is a predicted model, not a curated record. The transcript has a single exon. Lineage: Eukaryota; Fungi; Ascomycota; Pichiomycetes; Pichiales; Pichiaceae. Bases 1 to 3246 code for a protein of 1081 amino acids.